UUUAUUAUAUUAGUAUGGAUGAAAUUCUUUCACGUCUUAACGACUCGCACGACGUUCUUUCGUGCCGGCAUUUUUAUAGGUUGUGCUUCGGUUUUACGCACGGUAGACCAAAAAAUCGAUAGAAAUUCAGUACAUGCGCGUUGUAGCUUGUAGCCUCUGUACAUAGAGACCAUAAUUAAGUAGUUCUAGCUAUGCUUUAGUGUUAAAAAUAACACAAAUGUUUUUUAAAACAAAGCCCUGUAAUGUAUCACAUAAAAUGAUGAUUCGCCUAAACAACUUUUUGUACGUUUUUAAUUUACGCCAAGGCACUAUUCUCAUUGCCGUCCAUCAAAUCGCGCUUUCUUCUUUCGUACUUAUAAUAUUGAUAGUCGGUAUAUCCCAUGUGGGGGAGAUGCUGUCGAUGCUUCAUAACGAUAUGGAAGAUGAUGCCGAGAGACGUGGUUUCUAUGAAGUGGCUUACGGACAACACGUCACCUUUCACGAAGGAGAUGUCGUUAGCUCCAACAAUCAGAUGCGAUUCGCGAAGGCCCUGCACCUUGCUUCUGUGACCGUAAUAUUCCUGUACACGAGCACGAUCCUGACGGGCAUAUACCUGAUGUGCUGCAUAUCCCUGCUGCACGGCGCGGUGAAGUACAAGCGGGAGUACGUGGUGCCGUGGAUCAUGGCCGCGUGCGUCGCGGUGGUGCUGCUCAUUGUGGCCAUCGUCAUCGGGGAUGGAUACCCGUGUGUGGUCAACUUGUUCGGGGGACAUAACCUCUAUCAUUUUGGCUGCGCGCUCUUCGUGCUGACGUUCAUAUACGCGAUAUGCGCUGUCAGCAGCUUCGCGCUAGAGACGGGCGGCGGUCGCUGCGCACGCGCAUCCCUCGCCAAUGACGAGAGGGGGGAAAGACUCCUCCUGCUGGACCACGCCGCACACUCUAGCUUACUGUCCGCCGCACAACUUAACAAGCUCUCUUCUGGCACGCGAACGCAAUUCGUCUAAAUUCAAACUGGGGUCCUAUGAGCCUCAAUUCACAAUAGAUCCUCAAAUGUCGCAGUGACAUUAUAGCUACUAUGACCUGCCUUCAGAACCUAUGAGACUUGAAGUCGCUUCGAUUGCAGGCUCUCACGUGAGACAUAAUAUUGAUAUUGGUACCUAAGAUGCGAUGAGAAAAGGGCGCAUAUAAUUUUGAAAAU
Molecule: messenger RNA, 1176 nt
Organism: Aricia agestis (brown argus)
Lineage: Eukaryota; Metazoa; Arthropoda; Insecta; Lepidoptera; Lycaenidae
Exons: 5
Coding region: 218-982 (254 amino acids)
Source: RefSeq, a predicted model, not a curated record